This is a messenger RNA of Zophobas morio, 1888 nucleotides long. RefSeq names its product zinc finger CCHC domain-containing protein 7-like. Gene Ontology annotation, biological process: positive regulation of cytoplasmic translation. Gene Ontology annotation, molecular function: translation regulator activity; zinc ion binding; single-stranded RNA binding. NCBI's taxonomy places the organism in Eukaryota, Metazoa, Arthropoda, Insecta, Coleoptera, Tenebrionidae. The coding region runs from base 84 to 1748 and encodes 554 amino acids. The record is from RefSeq and is a predicted model, not a curated record. The transcript is spliced from 13 exons. Gene Ontology annotation, cellular component: cytoplasm.
UUUUACGCUGGGGUGAGACGCCCGGCUUUGUUUUUUGUGCUGACUUUUCGCUUAACUUUCUGGAAACAGCAACUGUACUUUUCAUGUCUGAGUUUAGAGAUUAUAAUGAUUCGGACGAGUUAUUUAGUAAAGAACUGGAUGUUAUUGACUCAGAUGAAUACGUAGAUUCGGUACACGUUGAUAAGGAUAGUGAAAACGUCAUUGUUAACUUGGAAGUUAGCGCUAACACAGUUGGAAGCUUAAUUGAGACUGCUGACAGUUCAGCGUUGAAAAAAUCUGAUGCUAGUAGUAUUGAGAAUACUAACUUUCUACCUAAAUCCCAUUCACUUAAAGGUCCUGAUGAGGAAAAUGAUUCUAAAUUCAAAAGUGUUAGAUGUUACGUGUGCAAGAAAGAAGGCCACUUGUCUAAGGACUGCCCUAAACUGAUCUGUCACAACUGCCAGAGACCUGGACAUUUUGCUCGGGACUGCCCAAAGGGCAAUUUGACAGAAAACAAAGUGCUUACCUGCUUUAUCUGCAACCGUCCUGGUCACGUUGCUAAGUUUUGCUAUCAAGCGCAACGGUAUGACGGCAAUUAUCGAAACGGUAAUAGUGAGAGGCCGAUGCUUAGAGAACGACUCAGUAGGGACAUCCCUCAGACCUAUUCCUCGACUCACCAUGAUCGUGAACGCCAGCCCGCAUUGUCACCAAAGGGUUGCAGAGAGCCCAUUACACCACCGCCUAAACGCUAUUCAGAAUAUGGCAAGUCUCCCGAGCGCCGACCCCCGCCUUCCCAGCCUGCUAAUCGGACCCGCAGAGAUUACCGACCCUCCCCCUUAGACGACCCUCCCGAACGCCGUUACUACCCACGUGUUAGCAGACCCAAUGAAGAGCGCACUGCUCAACUGCAAGAGCAUCAUUUCCGUCAAUCGUUUUCUCCAAGAGCAGGUGGUGGUGAGGGCAGUUAUCGCCACAUGAGGGAGGAGAGUGACCGCCGCAUAUUCAAAGGAAAACGCCGCAGCAGCAGUCGCGAUCCAAGAGCGUUUGAAUCUGUGCCUGUUGCGCGGUACCCUCGAGAAGAGCGGGGGUCGUCCUGGGAGCAUUACAGCGAUGGAAGUCCAGUGUCCAGAAGAGGGCGGGACAGAGCUCUGCACCGCUCGCCAGAUGAAAGAGAAAAUGUAAGGCGGCAUAUCAGGGAUGACCGCGUGGCCACAGGCUCUUAUAGCGACCUAAAAAAUUCCUUUCAAACCACUCGGCCCUCUUCUCACCGUCCGCCUUUUUCUGCGCUCUCUGAUCGUCCUACCAUUAGCCGGCGCAUGACGCCUCCGCCCCGCAGUGGCUAUAAUGUUCCCCGUGGCGUCCGGCAUCCACUCGGCUUCCGGGGUGCAGGCUACUCACUAUCCUCUCAAUCCCAUCGACCGGACUCCCCACGCGAGUUUAUGCGAGGGGAUCGAGAGUACAACCCUGAGAAUAGACUGCGGCCCGUUCACAAGCUAAGCAGUUCUAUGACGCACGGGGGCCCGAGAAACCACUAUAGUUAUGCGUACGAGCCUGACGCUUUCCGCUCGAGAAGGCCGUUAGACAGGCAGACUUAUCCUCCACGUCCGGCUUUAUAUGAUACUGGGCGCACGCUACCUUCAUACAGGGCUCGUGACCGGGAUCGCUACGAGCCGCCGCGGGUAUACGAGGAUAAGCGAGAGAUAUAUAAACCUCGAAGGAACGAAGAUUAUGAUUAUCCUGCGAGGGUGAGUGGCCAUCCGAGAUACUAAGAAGCGGAACACCACUUUUACGGUAUUUGGUUUGGGCCGUUAGCCAAUUCUUUGUGUAAAUAUUAUGGAGAGAAAGAUUUCACGUUUGCUAAUAAAAUGCACUUUCGAAGCUUUUUCAAAGAAACAUUUUUGUGGCAAGU